This is a messenger RNA of Solea senegalensis (Senegalese sole), 6027 nucleotides long. RefSeq names its product adhesion G protein-coupled receptor D2 (gene adgrd2). Gene Ontology annotation, molecular function: G protein-coupled receptor activity. NCBI's taxonomy places the organism in Eukaryota, Metazoa, Chordata, Actinopteri, Pleuronectiformes, Soleidae. Gene Ontology annotation, biological process: cell surface receptor signaling pathway; adenylate cyclase-activating G protein-coupled receptor signaling pathway. Gene Ontology annotation, cellular component: membrane. The transcript has 25 exons. The record is from RefSeq and is a predicted model, not a curated record. The coding region runs from base 381 to 3587 and encodes 1068 amino acids.
UGGCUGUCUGACACACUGUUGGAUAUGCUAAAGAUUGUGCUUGAUGUUCUAGAUGAGGAGUUGGGAUUUGGGCUUGUUUGUCCCUCAUGAGUAGAGUUCAUUUCCAGACCUACUUCUGCUUUGGAUGACAAUGGAAAAAUCUAGAUUAGAGAGAAGCAGGACACGGAAAUCAGCAAGGUCAAGAUAUUAAAACAUGACUUGCUUUGCCAUGCCACACUCAAAUCUUCAUUUAAGAUUCCACUGGCUUAAAUACCCAUAAUUGUUACAUUGUUUGGUAUUUACCUUUCUCCAGAGAGAAGUACAGCUGGAUAUAGGGGACAUCUUUUUUGCCAAGGUAAGCUGAGAGGUUUAUUUCAGCUGGACACUUCAACGGUUUUGAGAUGACUGGAGCUUUGCAUAUGGGACUCAUACUCUUUGCAUUGAUGGUGGGAUGUGAAAGUGAGCCAACAAAUGCUGGGACAGAUAGAGUGAGAGGCUCACAUGAAACGCCAGGAGAGUCCAAACUGGUCCAUCUAACGUCCAACUUUGCCUUCCAGCUGGUCAAUGACUCUCUGGCCUUUUCCAGGGCUGAGAGUUUUUGCAGAGGCCAGUUCAGCUUCCUCUCCAGCCUGGACCAGGAGGAGGACCUAGAGGGAGCUUUUGAGCUACUUCAACAGGCUGGACUUCACUCACCUAUCUGGGUCAGCAACCCUAGCAAAGCAGCAUCCAAGCCUGUGGCCCUCACCAAGCAGUAUGUCCAGUUCUCAGCUUUAAAGUUUCAAAAGGAAUCCCGUGAGGGCUUCGCUCGUGUCAACAUGUCCUUCCCUUCCCUGUCGUCUGUCAGCGUGUGUGUACGAGUCCAAUGGGACAUAGUAUGGAAUGAGGUUUCAACCAUAUUCUCCUACGCUGCGCCUAUCUUCACCAAUGAGUUCCAGCUACGAGGCCAAGUGGACAUGCAAGAACGCAUCCUCCUUGCACUCAUCAUCCAUGGAAAGCACCUACCGUAUAAGGCAUCCUUCCCCAAUGAUGGCGCUUGGCAUCACAUCUGUGUAACAUGGCACCGCGUUAGUGGCAACUGGGCUAUUUAUGUGGACGGCAUCAGGAAGGACAUGGGUUCAGACACAGACACUUCCAGGGACAUUCAUGGAGAUGGGAUUCUCAUCCUGGGUCAGGACCAGGACUCCUUUGGAGGGAAUUUUACAGAGCCCUUUUUUGGAACCCUCACUGACCUGAAUGUUUGGAAUACGUCUCUUGAAGCGAGGCAAAUACGAGCCCUUAAUACAUGUACAUCCAUGACCCAGGAAAUGCUUUUCAGCUGGAACCCACACCACUUAAGCAGCCACCAAUCAGUGAAAGAGGUGCAGGCACUUCUUUUUUGCCCAGCAGUAAACCAACAGAUGGAGCUGCAGGGCUGCAGGAUGCUGAAGAGCUGGUCAGAGCAGCUGCCAGUGUUUGGCCUGACCGACUGCUCUGAUCACCUACCAUUCAUCUGCACGAGCAGCAGAGAGUGUUACCUGAAGAUGAAGCAGAUGAGCGACUCUCGCAACUCUCAGCCUACUACCUUUAUGAACCAUCUAAUGAAGAUUUCCAAUCAAACCCAGCCAGUGCUGGGGCAGCAGUUAUCAGGUCUGAGCAGUGUGGCCCAGGCGUCGUCCCUGCUGGACAUCUCUGUCCAGGCCUUGGAGGACACACAGCAAGAGGGACUGCAGCCAAUGGACAUGGUGUCCCUCAUCCAGCUACUGUCUCUGGUUGCCGACAUCCCAGCACAGCCACCUGACUCUGUUAACCAUAGCCAGGAGAGUGUCCAGAAGCUGAGCCAGCACUUCAUUAGUGUGGCUGACAGCAUCAUCAGUGAAGACAACACCCUCAAGUGGCAGGCCAUCAGAGAGGUGGUGAAUGGCCCCAUGGAUGUGGUCAAGAGUAUUGACCGAAUGGUGACCAGCUUUAGCCCUCGCUUGAUGGCGGAGACUGAUCACCUGACCAUACAGAGUCCCAACAUCAAAUUGGAGGUCCAGCAACAGUCACUGCGUGAAGAAUUCAGAGCAUCAAGUUUCUGUGGGCCUGAGACAGCGAAACACACCAAUAUGGACUGUAUUUCAGUUUCACAUCAGAAGAUACUGGAUCUUCAUGAUAAUGGCUUCCACAAGCUCACAUUGGUCAACACAUGGUAUGGCUCUCCGCUGCCUCCUUUCAGUCCUGAGCAGAACAUCACCUUGGUUCCUACAGUCACAGACGGCAGCCAGAGGUACUUGGGCACUGUCUUGGGCUCCUCUAUCAUAUCCACCACAGUGCUGGGUGAUGACCAGCCGGUUAGCACGGCAGUUCGCUUCCAACUCCAGAACAGAGUACAGAAUCUGCCUGGUACUCUGUAUGAUCCAGUAUGUGCCUUCUGGGAUUUUGAUCUUAUUCCCGAGGCAGGUGGGUGGUGGAAUACCAAAGGCUGUGAGGUAGUGUCUAAAGAGUAUGGAUACACUGUGUGUCAUUGCAACCAUACCACCAAUUUUGCACUGCUCCUGCAAGUUUAUGAAGCCCAGAGGAGCCCCGAGAAUGAAAAAGCUCUACAGGUGCUGACGUUCAUCGGCUGUGGAGUGUCUCUGUGUGGCCUCCUCUUCACCUUCAUCCUCUUCAUCGCUGUGGGUGUCCCUAAAUCAGACCGCACCACUGUCCAUAAGAACCUGAUCGUCUCUCUGGGCAUCGCUGAGCUGCUGUUGAUGUGCAGCGAGUGGGCAACUGCUAACGAGGCAGCAUGCUUCAUGGUGACCGCACUUCUUCACCUCUUCUUCAUGGCCUCCUUCUCUUGGAUGCUGGUGGAGGGCUUGCUGCUUUGGAGCAAAGUUGUAUCAGUCAAUAUCAGUGAGGAUCGCAGGAUGAAGCUCUACUACAUCAUUGGCUGGGGACUUCCUGUACUAAUAGUUGGUGUAACAUUGGCUGUAUCAGUGGAUAAUUACAAGGCAGAUGAUCACUGUUGGCUAAAUGUGAAGACUGACACCAUCUGGGCCUUUGUGGGACCUGUUAUAUUUGUCUUGAUGGUCAAUGCAGUCGUGCUGUGUCGGGUUGUCAUGGUGACUGUUUCCAGUGCGCAUCGCCGCGCUAAGAUGCUCAGUCCAAGCUCGGCAUCAAAGUUGCAGACCUUUGACCUCACCUGGGCUGUGACUCGUCCUGUGCUCAUCCUGCUUCCUGUGCUGGGUCUCACCUGGCUGUGUGGAGUGUUGGUCCAUCUGUCUGUUGUUGUUGCCUAUGUUUUCAUCGCCCUUAACGCCUUCCAGGGCCUGUACAUCUUCUUAGUGUAUGCUGUUUACAACAGUGAGGUGAGGAAUGCUAUAAAGAGGAUCAAAGAGAAGAGAAAGGCCUUAUCUUUCACGAACUGUUCCCAGCCAACCAGCUUCCUGCCUUCCCAAAGGGCACCAAUAACUUCCUCCUGGUGCCGCAGUCACCCAACCUCCAGCCCUGAGACCAGCGAGACCUCCGGACCCCCCAGUUCAACAUCUGCCUCUUUGGUCAUCAAGAAUGAGAGUUUCAGAAAGGACAGCUUUGUGAGUUUCUCUCUUAAACCUGCAUCAGGGAACCAAGUGGUGCAGCUGACUGCAUUCAAACCAUCAGGCUGUUGAACUGCCAGUGGAGGUGGAUCAUGUUACUCAGCUUGGAGAGAAGGAAGAACUGGACACACACAAUCCACAAAUCCCACCUGAGGAAGUGAAUGACCGACACACCCACUGUGCUGGGCAGUCAGUACAAAUCAAUGUCAUUUUUAUAGGGAUAGUUCAGGUUUUAUGAAGUGUGGUUACACUGUGAGGGACACCUAACUUGAGACAUGGAUGCUCACAUAAAACAUGGCUGCCAGUGGGGACACAAACGCACAAAAACAUUUUAAUCACUCAACACUCUAUGGUAUCUUGAGAAUGUGUUUUAUUUACUCAUUAUACAACAGUUUGCACACCAAAGUCCAUAGAGUAAAGCAGUGUUUUAGCUCACAGGGACACAGGUGCUGCUGGAUUCUGCUGUCUUGUUUGGUAAGUUUGUGUGAGGUAAAUCUGAAUGAAGGAUUUCAAACACUGAAGUCACAAAGUAGCACAUUUGAUUUUACCAAAGGUAGCAGCAGUGGAUCAACAGCUUAUGUAUGCUGUGUAAUGUAUGUACAUGUAAAAUCACUCAUUUUCGGUAUGGACUUUGGUGCAGGUUUACAAUUUGCUGAAACUUUGGUUUCCUCUUGGACAAAGUUGUCUAAUGGCGAGAAAAAGUGGUGAAUAUAUUCUCAAGCAGAAGUGAAUGUUUUCGGUGUGCCAUGCUUUCACUGAGAGUGAGCAACAGUGUCUUGGUCUGUUUUUUGGUGCAGGGGGUGAACACAGUCGAACCACACUUCAAAAAACCUAUACCAUCAUUCUGUGUACUGUUCUGUGUACAUCCACAGACCUCACUGUGAACUGGUUGCAUUGGAGCCUGUACAGUAGACUAGAGCUAUUUCCAUUAAAAGUAUACUCAGUAGAUUACUCUUUGUAGUCAGGAAAUGCAUUUUGAGGUACAGUGUAUGUGCUUCAAUAAAACUACACUCUACGCACACUGAGUCUGUCAGCGUAGAUGUAUGUGUACUUUUCAUUAUUAUUGCAGUAACUAUUAUUGCUCACAUGCACCCACUAAGGACAGAAGUUGAUAGAUAUCCAUUAAACAUGAUCUUAUCAGCACAUAUAGAUGAAUCCAGCAAAGUACCACAAUACACAAGCCAGCAAUACAGCCAUCCCUGCAAUUACUGGCUUCUCUAUGCGAUUUGAAUGAACACUUUACCUUUUCAUGUUGUUCCCUUAUCUCCUGCUCCAACAGUAGCGAUAAAAUCAAUUUUUGUUGUAGAAGAAAAACACAAACCUUUACUUUAUAAAGAAUGUCUUUGAAUGACAAGUUCCUGGGUCAGCAAAAACCAGCGUCCUUCCAUCCAUCUAUCCAUUUCCUUCCUCUUUAUCCUCCACAUGAAGGUGAUAGAGGGAGCUGGAGCCAAAGGCAUCAUGGUACACGUAGGACAGUUCACCAGUGAGAAGCAGCAUGUUCAUCAUUUUUUAAUCUACUGUAUAUUGUAUCUGCUCUGUAACAUCAAUUACACUCUUCUGUCAGCAAGCUAAUAAGUUACAACCACAUCAGUUUAUGGCAUAGUACUUUAUUUAUUGAAUUGCAGUGCCGUUUAAGUGUCCCCUUUUUUGUAUUUUCUGCUAAAUGUGAUAUGUUUUCUGUAACUUUUGAAUAAUGCUCUCCCAAAUGUAUUUGUAGAGAGCCACAAGCCAUUAGAUAAAGGGAAUAAUUUGCAGCUGGAUUUGUCUAUAAAACACUUAACUCAUUUUAAUAUUAGUCUUCUUUCUCUUUCUUCUGACCUCAUGCUUUCAAACUAAUGGUUAAUGACAUAUUGUCCUAUAGUCAUCGUUUAGAUUUUAGGCCUUACUGGAAAGCGUCUUUGACUCUCAAGAAGGUCACCAGGCCUUUUUGUAUGGAGUUUGCAUGUUUUGUUUCUCCAUGUAUGCGCAUGGGCACCCCGGCUUCCUCUCUCAGCCCAAAAACCUGCAGAUGGGGAUUAGGUUAACUGGACAACUGAGUUAACUGGACACUAUUCAUAGGUGUGAGUGUGAUGGUUGUGGGUUAUUCAGCUCAUAGACCGAGGCAAUUGCUUUGCUUUUCUUGUUGUAAAAGCCCUGUGUUAAACUCAGCAAAACAGCAGUACAUACGUCUCUGUGCCUCUGCUGCACGCAUGAAGUGAUGAUGUGUAAAGAAAAAAACAUACACUGAUCUCCUACAGUGUUGUUAAAGUCAGACACGGCUAAAAAAAAUGGCUGAAUGAUAGCUAGCUAGCUAGCUAGGUCUUUUAUAAAACCUGUUGAAGGCUAAGCUCGAGUUCUUAGCUACAAUGGAUGAAUUGUAUUAUAUUGCAAUGUAUGGUAUGAACAUGGAAAGUUGAGUUCAUUGUUGCUCUACCUGAACGCUGGUAGUCUGCCAGAAAACAAAUGUUGCUGUUUUACUUAUCUGCAAAAUAUUUCUGUACAUUAUGUACCAAAUAAAAUGAUUGAAUCACAA